AAUUUCCCGGGAAUGCGACCAAAUGGUCCAAUGCGAUAUGGUUCUCAAAUGUACAUGGAGUCUCCAACGGGCACUCCUUUCCCUCCAAAUGCGAUGAUGCCAAAUGGUGCGAUAUGCUCAUCAACUCCUUCGAUGUUGUCAUCACCAGGACCACAAGGACCGAUGCCAACAGGACCUGACGGACAGGCCGAUCCACGGGGUUAUAUGAUGAUGUCGACUGCCUCGAAUAUACCGUAUGUGAUGCAUGGUUCUGAGGGCAGUAUGACCCCUGGAGCAGGUGGUAGAGGUUCAGCUGGACCUCCAGGAUCUGGACCCGAGCCACAGGUUGGUUCAUUAUUGAACGGUGAUGAAAUGAAACAGUCACCUGCUUCUACACAUGGUGGACUGAACGGUGGUACACCGAGCACAGCAGGUGGGCCAGGCCCCAUGGCAUCUGUUUCAAUUUACAACCCUGCACUCGGUAUUAACAAAGUGAAAACGGUCCAGUUGCCGCGAUUUCCUGAUGGCGGCAGUCAGGCACCGGUAGGUGGUCCAGGUUCAGUAGCAGGGGCCGGAGUUGGUGGUCCUGGUUCAGUACAUUCACAAUCUGGUGCACCUCCAAAUGCUGUAUCUGGUGGCAGUCAAGGUAAUGGACCAGGAAAUAGUUCAAACACCAAUUCAAGUUCUGGAGGACAAGUAAAUGAGGAAGCAAGUGAAAUAUCGAAAAUCAAGCAAAGUUUGUUCGAUGAUUUAAAACAUUUUGGUGCAAAGGAAGAUAACAAUGCUGAAAGUUAUUUUUCAUAA
This is a messenger RNA of Acanthocheilonema viteae, 783 nucleotides long. The record is from the annotation of a GenBank genome assembly. NCBI's taxonomy places the organism in Eukaryota, Metazoa, Nematoda, Chromadorea, Rhabditida, Onchocercidae.